Penicillium soppii is the source of this 4773-nucleotide messenger RNA. Its product is annotated as ATP12 ATPase F1F0-assembly protein. Gene Ontology annotation, biological process: piecemeal microautophagy of the nucleus; proton-transporting ATP synthase complex assembly; endocytosis. Bases 1 to 4773 code for a protein of 1590 amino acids. Gene Ontology annotation, molecular function: protein binding; sterol binding. The transcript has 7 exons. Gene Ontology annotation, cellular component: intracellular membrane-bounded organelle; nuclear envelope; membrane. NCBI's taxonomy places the organism in Eukaryota, Fungi, Ascomycota, Eurotiomycetes, Eurotiales, Aspergillaceae. The record is from RefSeq and is a predicted model, not a curated record.
AUGUCUUUCCGUGCUGCACUACCGCAGCUCUCCCGUCGCUCCGUCUCACUAUGUCGACACAUUCAUUCAUCUCCCUUCAGAUCCGCGGUUGCGCACCCCAUCACUGCCCAAGGCCCUCCUCCCAAGGCCCCCGUUGCACCAGAGUCCAAGCAGCCCUCAGAGUCAAAAGACGUAAACUCUACAGCUUCCGAGGCUGAAUUACCACGAACCACCCCCAAGCUCACCGAUGCGCUCAAGAAGCGCUUUUGGAAGGAUGUUCAUGUACACGGAAAGGAAGGUGAAUACCAGGUCCUGCUUGACAAGCGACCCGUGAGAACACCCACCAAAGACAUUCUAUCCAUCCCCUCUACAAAGCCUCACCUCGCCCAUGCCGUCGCAUUGGAAUGGGACGUGAUGACCUCCGCCCAGCAGGCCCUCAAAAGCCAUCUCAUCCCCAUGACCUCCCUCGCCGCCCGCGCCACAGAUAUCGCUCUCGAAGAUGCCAAGGGCGACACUACCACCCGAGACCAGAUUAUCAAGACUGCCAUGCGCUACUUGGACACCGACACUCUACUCUGCUGGGAACCGGAGCGGGAAGUCCACGCCUUGGAUCGAAAGUCCGACGGAACACCCACUGAGACUCUGCGCGAGAUUCAGACGAGAAUCGCCCAGAAUAUCAUGAGCCACUUGUCUACAAAGGUCUGGCCUGGUCUCGAGAUCAUUCCUAUCUUGGACACUCAGAGUAUCCUGCCCCUAUCUCAGCCCAAGGCCACUAAGGAUAGCAUCUGCACCUGGGUCUCUGAGCUGUCGGCACAUGACUUGGCUGGCCUUGAGCGCGGAAUCCUUGCUUCCAAGAGUCUUCUUAUCGCAGUUCGGCUGUUGGUGGAGUGGAGUGAGAACUUCCGUCACAUUCAACGACCUGGGACGAAGAAGUUUGGUAUCGAAGAGGCAGCUGAGGCGUCGAGCUUGGAGGUGACCUGGCAGACCAACAUGUGGGGUGAAGUUGAAGACACCCACGAUGUUGGCAAGGAGGACUUGAAACGUCAAUUGGGUAGUGUUGUGGUUCUGAGUACUGGUACUGAGGCAUCAGAAUGUCGGAUCGACCAGAAGGCACUUUCCCUCCUCCACCGCGAUAAGUCUAAAACCGAGGACAAAGAAGACGACAACGAUAACAGCUCGGCCGCCUCCUCGAAUGGAACCUCCUUGAGACACGCCCGCAGCAGCAGCAGCCGCCUCAACCGUCGCAAACAAACCCAAGACCCGAGCCCACCCCCAGUCAUCGAGGAACACACUGAGAACAUGGAUACACUGGGCGAACUGCCUUCUCUCUCCCAAAUGGAGACUGGCAGCAUGUCGCUUGAACAGUCCGUCCGCACCUUUCGUCUUUUCGAGAUCCUGCGCAGCGGGGAUACCACCGCCAUCUCCAAGGCUAUAAAGGACACUAAUAACCCGCAGGGCGCAAGUGCCCUCAGCGGCACGACCAUCCUCCACCUGGCGCUGCAGUGUGCCGAGCCCCAGAUCGUCGAAUAUGUACUGUCGGCCGCGGAGGAAGAAGACAUCAACUCACGGGACCGGGAUGGAAAUACGCCACUGCACAUUGCGGCCCAGCUGGGUCGGGGUCCGUUGGUUCGCGAAUUGCUGAACAGGCCGUCUAUCAAUGAUUCUAUUGUCAACUAUCGCGGCCAGACGGCGCUCGAUAUGGCCCGUACCCCUGAAAUCUUCCAACAGCUUCAGCUUGCGCGGUCCCUCUUCAUCGAUAGCAAGAAUCAGGAAAUCCAGAACCUGAUCUCGAACGCGGAUUACAAAAACUUGGAGGCUUUAUUGGAAGAGCCCCGCGUCGAGGGGAUUAUGGACGUGAAUAGCUACGAGCUUGUCACCGACCAGACGACCUCCCAGUCUGGGGGUACCCUUCUUCAUGAGGGAGCAAGAAAUAAAGAUGCGCAGCUUAUUGAGAUUCUUUUGACGCAUGGCGCAGAUCCUUUCCGUCGCGAUAAGAAAGGGAAGCUUCCACAGGAUGUUACUAAAGAUGACAAGAUCCGGGCUCUCUUAAAGAGAUCUCCCGCUGCUGCUAUUGCUCAGCGUGGAAUCCAGGAGAAGGCUAUUCUUGGUAAUAGCAAUGCUCAAGGACUUUCCGGCCGCGUGUCGAUUGGUGAUGCGCCUUUGGCCGGCAAGGAUGCCCGUGAAAUGAGAGGGUAUCUCAAGAAGUGGACCAAUUAUACUACUGGGUACAAGCUGCGCUGGUUUGUCUUGGAAGAUGGAGUUUUGAGUUAUUACAAGCACCAAGACGAUGCAGGAUCUGCCUGUCGCGGAGCGAUCAACAUGAAAAUUGCUAGACUUAACAUGGAUGCUCAGGACAAAACGCGCUUUGAAAUCCACGGCAAAUCAUCUGUCAAGUACCAUCUCAAAGCCAACCAUGUUGUGGAGGCUAAGCGGUGGUUCUGGUCGCUCAACAAUGCUAUCCAGUGGUCCAAGGACGAAGCCAAGGAAGAAGAGAGGCAACGGUCAAAGAACGCAGAAGUGCUCCGUCAGGCUAAGAUCGAUCAAACAGAAGGACGUCCUGCGGAUACGCCAUCAGAAUCUGGACUUUCUCACAGGCUCAGCACCAAGGGCCUGGCUCCCCCAUCUCUGGGUGGUGCCAGCAGCUCUGGCACAAGGCUGAGCACAUAUGCAUCCCGCACCACUCUUGAUAUACCAACUGGAGACGAGGACAGCUCCGCAUAUGGCGGUUCCUAUGACCCGAGUAGUACCCCUAACGACAUGAAUCGAGUAAUUAGUCAAGUGACGACUGCGCCCGAUGGAGAGGGCGAAGAAGAUGAAUUUGUCGACUAUGGUUCAAGUCAUGAAAACGAAAUACCUGCCACUGAUAAGGAUGCUAUGAAUAUCACCGCUCAGUCUGCGAAGCUCCAGUUGGAUCUCCUUGCAAAUGUCGCUGCCUCUUUGCAAAACGAGAAAGCCAAGAAUCCCGAAAUGACUAUCGCGGAUCCGGCCCUCGAGCAAGCCCUGGGCGCCUAUGAAGCUGCAGUCAGCAGUCUUAAGGGUCUGGUGCAGAACCUGCUCAAGAUCUCACGAGACCGAGACUCUUAUUGGCAAUCUCGUCUUGGAAGAGAAGAGUCAAUUCGCCAGAUGUGGGAAGAGAGCAUGGCCCGUGUGGCUCGCGAGCAUGAGGAACUGCAAUCCAAGAUGGGCGAAUCUGAGGAGAAACGGAAGCGAACCAAGAAGGCUCUCAAGGAGGCCUUGGAGAGUGCAACUGGAAGUAGUCGCUCCAUCGGUGCUGGGCCAUCUCAAGCGCCAACAGAGAACCAGAGCCUGGAAGCCAGCCAAACUGGAAUCGAGGCUCCUGAGACUGGUGACGGAACAGAGCAGCUUGUUCAACAGCCAUCCACAAAGCCGGCUCUCAGUCGCAACCCAUCCACCUAUUCUAAAAUCAGCAGCCUUUGUGAUUCAGAGUCGGAUGGAGAGGAAUUCUUCGAUGCCAUUGAUGCUGGUGAAAUUGAGGUGGAGGACUUCAAUAAAUUUGAAGACAAUAAGACGGCAGAACCGAGAGAUGAAAGUGCUGAGCUCCGAGCUGUCAAGUCUACCAUCAUUUCACCCUCCUUCAAGGGCUACGAGGAGCCAGUGAGGCAGCGACUUAAGAUGGACGCCGACGACCGGCCCAAGAUUUCCCUAUGGGGUAUUCUGAAAUCCAUGAUCGGAAAGGAUAUGACGAAGAUGACCCUUCCGGUGUCCUUCAACGAACCGACCUCGCUUCUUCAACGUGUGGCCGAAGAUCUUGAGUACACCGAUCUCCUUGAUAUCGCUGCCGAUCGGACCGAUUCAAUGGAACGUCUGGUAUAUGUCGCCUCGUACGCCGCAAGUGAGUAUGCCUCGACCAUCGGUCGUGUGGCUAAGCCUUUCAAUCCUCUUUUGGGUGAGACCUUUGAGUACGUGCGCCCAGACAAGGGGUACCGAUUCUUUGUGGAACAGGUCAGCCACCACCCACCUAUUGGUGCGGCGUGGGCUGAGUCGCCUAAAUGGGACUACUGGGGCGAAUCUUCUCUCAAGUCCAAAUUCUACGGCAAAUCAUUCGACAUCAACCUGCUGGGUACAUGGUUCCUAAAGCUGCGCCCUUCCUCUGGUGGCGAAGAACUCUACACUUGGAAGAAGGUUACCUCGUCUGUCAUCGGUAUCAUCACUGGUAACCCUACCGUAGACAAUUAUGGUUUGAUGGAAAUCAAGAACUGGACCACCGGCGAAGUCUGCUAUCUCGACUUCAAGCCGCGAGGCUGGAAAGCCUCAUCCGCCUACCAGGUGACAGGUAAGGUCGUCGACAGCGAAGGCUCCCCGAAAUGGAGUAUUGGUGGCCGCUGGAACGACAAGAUCUACGCCCGUCACACCCCCGGCUUCGAGGCGCCGGUCUCCGGUCAAGACCCUGAGUCCGCCAAGACAUUCCUGGUCUGGCAAGCUCAUGAACGUCCUACCGGCAUUCCUUUCAAUUUGACCCCCUUCGUCAUCACCCUUAACGCUCUGCCCGACGGCUUGAAGGAAUGGUUACCUCCCACGGAUACCAGACUGCGACCCGAUCAGCGUGCCAUGGAAGAUGGUGAAUACACACUCGCUGCUGAUGAGAAGCACCGCGUUGAAGAGAAACAGCGUUCUAAGCGCAGAGAUCGUGACACCAACGGCGAAAUCUACUCGCCGCAAUGGUUCACUCGUGACAAGUGUGCUGUCACUGGUGAGGAAUUCUGGGCCCAUAAUGGAAAGUACUGGGAGUCGCGAGAUGCGAAAGAUUGGAGCAAAUCAGAGGAUAUCUUCUGA